Molecule: messenger RNA, 3012 nt
Organism: Gryllus bimaculatus (two-spotted cricket)
Lineage: Eukaryota; Metazoa; Arthropoda; Insecta; Orthoptera; Gryllidae
Source: the annotation of a GenBank genome assembly
GGAGCGAUCUUCGAGCAGGGCACGGAUGAGGUUCAAUCUGCCUUCAAGUUCGCAAUGCUGACACACAAUCAGAACUUGACCGGCAGGCGCUUCGAGCUGCAAGCUUACGUCGACGUCAUCAACACGGCUGACGCCUUCAAACUUUCUCGUCUCAUUUGCAACCAGUUUUCGAGAGGAGUUUUUGCCAUGUUGGGUGCAGUGAGCCCUGACUCCUUCGAUACGCUUCACUCCUACACAAACACGUUUCAAAUGCCCUUUGUCACUCCUUGGUUUCCGGAAAAGGUGCUGGCACCAUCCUCAGGGUCUCUGGACUUUGCUAUUAGCAUGCGGCCGGAUUAUCAUCAAGCUAUCAUCGACGUGGUUCGAUAUUAUGGCUGGAAGAAGAUAAUCUAUUUAUACGACUCUAACGAUGGGCUGCUGCGCCUGCAGCAGAUCUACCAGAGCCUGAAGCCGGGGAAGGAGUCGUUCCAGGUGGAGAGCGUCAAGCGCAUCCAGAACACGUCCGAGGCCAUCGACUUCCUGCACUCGCUCGAGGAGCUCAGCCGAUGGGGUCAUAAAUACGUGGUGCUGGACUGCCCUACUGAUAUGGCAAAAGAAAUUGUGGUGAGUCAUGUGCGUGACGUCACCUUGGGGAAGCGCACAUACCACUAUUUACUCAGCGGCUUGAUCAUGGACGACCGGUGGGAGAGCGAGGUGAUCGAGUACGGCGCCAUCAACAUCACCGGCUUCCGCAUCGUGGACUCGUCGCGGCGCUACGUCAAGGACUUCCUCGAGGGAUGGAAGCGCCUCGACCCGUCGUCGGCGCAGGGCGCGGGCCGCGAGUCCAUCUCGGCGCAGGCGGCGCUCAUGUACGACGCCGUCUUCGUGCUGGUGGAGGGCUUCAACAAGAUGCUGCGCAAGAAGCCCGACCAGUUCCGCAGCAACUUCCGGCGCGGCCAGAUCUUCAACAACGGCUCCCGCGGCAUCGACUGCACGCGCGGCGAGACGUCGCGCUGGGAGCACGGCGACAAGACGGCGCGCGUGCUGCGCAAGGUGGAGCUGGAGGGGCUGACCGGGGAGGUGCGCUUCAACGAGGACGGCCGCCGCCAGAACUAUACGCUGCACGUGGUGGAGAUGACGGUGAACAGCGCCAUGGUGAAGGUGGCCGAGUGGUCGGACGAGACGGGCUUCAACGCAGUUGCCGCCAAGUACACGCGCCUCAAGCACGACAUCGAGCGCAACAAGACCUACAUCGUCACUACCAUUGUGGAGGAGCCUUACAUCAUGUUACGGACGCCCGAGCCAGGAGAAAAUCUGACGGGCAACGACAGGUUUGAGGGCUACUGCAAGGAUCUGGCCGAUCUCAUAGCUAAUUGGCUGGGCAUCAAUUAUGAACUGCGCAUCGUGAAGGACGGGCAGUACGGCGCCGAGAACCCCGACGUGAAGGGCGGCUGGGACGGCAUGGUGGGGGAGCUCGUGCGCAAGGAGGCAGACAUCGCCAUCGCGUCCAUGACCAUCACGUCGGAGCGGGAGCGCGUCAUCGACUUCAGCAAGCCCUUCAUGUCGCUGGGCAUCAGCAUCAUGAUCAAGAAGCCGGUGAAGCAGAAGCCGGGCGUGUUCUCGUUCCUGAACCCGCUCAGCAAGGAGAUUUGGGUGUGCGUCAUCUUCUCGUACGUGGGCGUGAGCAUCGUGCUGUUCAUCGUGUCCCGCUUCUCGCCCUACGAGUGGCGGCUGCUGCACUACCCCGAGGAGGCGCACGCGGCGGCGGCGGCGGCCGGCGGGGCGCCCGCCUCCGUCGCCAACGACUUCUCCAUCCUCAACUCGCUCUGGUUCGCGCUGGGGGCCUUCAUGCAGCAGGGCUGCGACAUCUCGCCCAGAUCCAUAUCUGGGCGCAUCGUGGGGAGUGUUUGGUGGUUCUUCACCCUCAUCCUCAUAUCCUCGUACACAGCCAACUUGGCCGCCUUCCUCACGGUGGAGAGGAUGGUGGCGCCCAUCAACUCGCCGGAGGACCUGGCCUCGCAGACCGAGGUCCAGUACGGCACGCUCUACCACGGCUCCACCUGGGACUUCUUCAGGCGCUCCCAGAUCACGCUGUACAGCAAGAUGUGGGAGUUCAUGAACUCGCGCAAGCACGUGUUCGUGCGCACCUACGACGAGGGCAUACGGCGCGUGCGCACCUCCAAGGGCAAGUACGCGCUGCUCAUCGAGUCGCCCAAGAACGACUACACCAACGAGCGGGAGCCCUGCGACACCAUGAAGGUCGGGCGCAACCUGGACGCCAAGGGGUUCGGCGUCGCGACGCCGCUGGGGUCGCCGCUGCGCGACGCCAUCAACCUGGCCGUGCUGAAGCUCAUCGAGAACGGCGAGCUCACCAAGCUCAAGAACCGCUGGUGGUACGACCGCACCGAGUGCAAGCACAGCGACAAACAGGACGCGUCGAGGAACGAGCUGUCGCUGAGCAACGUGGCGGGCAUCUUCUACAUCCUCAUCGGCGGCCUCAUCCUCGCCAUGGCCGUCGCGCUGCUCGAGUUCUGCUACAAGUCGCACUCGGAGGCGUCGCGCGCCAAGAUCCCUCUGUCGGACGCCAUGAAGGCCAAGGCCCGGCUCACCAUCGGCGGAGGCCGCGACUUCGACAACGGGCGGUUUCAUGUCAUGUGGCUCAAAUUUGAAUUUUUGCUUCCUCAUUUAAUAUUUCUUCUCGACUUGCUGUGUGGUGCAGCGUGUUCCUUAGUUGGACGCGUGCUGUGUUGUCUGUGUCUAGUUGCUCUGGCGGAAGAUGUAGUGUGCGUCGCCGCCGGCAGAGUGCUACUACACGCCAGCGAACCAGAUCAACAGCGUGGAAGGCGACCAGGUGCACAGCAACACACAUACGCAAGUGUGAGCACGCGGCCGCUGCGACGUCGCCGUCGCCGUCGCCUGCCGCCGCCGCCGCCGCCGCCGCCGUCUGCGCCGCCCACGUCCCGUGGGAAGGGGGCGGGCCGCGCCCGCUGCCCCACGGGCGCCAGUCCGGCGCCCGGCAUUUGUUACGUGUGA